ACGACCAGCCGUGCCAGUGCUGCCAACACUACAUAAAUACCCCAGCUAGACUUUUAACAUCCAUUGGCUCCCUCUCUCCUUCUCUAUUCCUCCACACCCAAACUACGCCACGGCCCGUCUCUUCACGCCCAUAACGCAUAUACCUUUCCCCUUUUUCAACUCUAUCAACUGAACAUAAUGCCCCCCAUGCGCGUCCUCGCCGGUCCUGGACUUGAUUCCCUUGUUCCAAUAACAGACAUAGUGAACACCGGUGCUUCGCACUCUAUCACGUCCGAUUUGUUUGAGGGGGAGGUGGCGGUUAACAUCAAGGGGUUCACUGAUCCAGACGGACAUGUUCUGGACAGCGAGUACUUCAAUCGAGAGGAACGCAAGGGAGUUACAUGGAGUAUACAGGUCCAGGGCAGGUUCCUGCAGACGUACUCUGCGGAUGACAUCCUUUUUGGAAACACCUUUGAUAAACCAUUGAAAUUGCCUUGGGGUUCAGGAGCUGCGCUCAAAUUCAUGAAAUUUGUAGACCCAACGAUGGACCAUGACCUUGCAUCUCCAACAAAACCAUGGGCACUUUCCCCAUUGAUUUCUACGAUGCCCUACUUUGCACAUGCAAAAAUGAACUAUAAUGACGACAAAAGCUCUCUUGUUGCACCAUUCCCAGCGGAGCAAUCUCUGAUGGACGACACUUCUCAGCUGACAAUGGCCACCGUGAACUCGCUUGAUGACAGUCCAGCGUCAUCAGCGUCAUCGUCAUCGUCCUCCCUUUCAUCGGCUACAUCGUCCACCUCUACUACCUCAUCAAAGAAAAUGUUGGACCUGGGGCGCAAGAAGAAGGAACCUAGGAUGGACAACUUGACUACGGCGGCGGCUCGCAGGUCUUAUUUCCAUGAAACCAAUAAUCGAAGAAAAGUUAUAUUUGGCCCCGAAGAUGUUAUAACGACAGAUUUCUGUUAUGGAUUUCUGGAAUUCAGCCCAGGGCUGUCGUUGCGCCUACCAGGUGGCGUUUCCUUUGAUUUGAUGAAAUACUGGGACGGCCAGCCUGUUAGAUUCGUAUGCUGCGAAAGAAAAAACAGCCCAAACUCGGAUGUGGUUAAUGGUGAUUCUAAUGAGGAUCCUUGGGGAAGAAUAUUCUGGUGUAUAGCUAUUGAGCCGGCUUUCACUACCGAGGAUGAAAAUGUAGCUCAGGGCGUUGAAUCAGCAUAAAAGCUUCACGCAUUGUGUAUGAUUAUAAUGUUAUUCAUCUGCAGGUUCAGGUUGUACUUAAGUAUCGAUUCUGGUGUAGUUUAUUGUCAUUACCUUAUUCUAUCUAAAAUUGUACAUGAUUUUGUGAUGUAAACGAUGAGUUGGAAGUCUAGCUAGCAAGGAAUUCUUUGUCGAUGUAUUGUGAUCGAGAGAAUAAUGCGUGAAUAGUUCCUGCGUCCUCCUACCAUAUGGAUAUAUUGGUUGUCGUGCCCAAAGUCAAGAGUUUUGAGUGUGCUUGGAAAAAGAGUGUGUUUCAGAAAACGUGAUAUAUAUUUGUGAGAGUAACGAGGCGGAGGUGUUUAAAGAAGUCGAGGAUAGCAUGAAGGCGCCUCACAAGGCAUAGGAGGGAAUAGUGUCAUUAUCUAAAUCCAAGCCAUGUGUCUCUCCAGGAGCACGGAUGCGACUAGCGAGAGAGGCUCGCGAAGGGUAAGUUUCCAGUCUAUCAAUUAAUUCAAGGAAGACAUCUGAAAGGUUCCGAUUAUUUCGUUGUAGAGUGCUGGUAUCGUCCAAUCAUAGGCAGUGCGAGCGGCAUACGAGACACAGGGAAAAUAUCACCGAUGUGUCUGACGAUGCGAUGCAAAUAGGAAGACUAGAAGGCACUGUCUUUCCACUACAAAGAGAAAGUAAAAAAAGAGAAAUGAUGCCAUCAAUGACUGAAGUUUCCACUUUCGCGAAAAAGGGUGCUCACCUGGCGUAUAAUUUCGGGUAGAAUGAUGUGAUACUAGGUGGUCGAAGUGCCUCAGUGAAUACCACGAAGAUGCGCAAAAUUGAGCGGUGUCAACUCGGUAUUGUAUCUUCGCUGUGCCCAAAUAGUAAGACUGGCUUCUGAGGCUUGGGACGUGAUGAAAUUGCUUUGAAGAUAUGAUAUCAAAGGACAUAUACACAGCUAUUUCAUCUUUAAGAGCCGAAUAUAUCGAAUACAAGAAGUUGAGGAAGUUCUGCUGCAGUGCUCGAUCCAAGAAUGCUGAUAACAUCGAUGGGAGU
Serpula lacrymans var. lacrymans S7.9 is the source of this 2217-nucleotide messenger RNA. RefSeq lists its product as uncharacterized. The record is from RefSeq and is a predicted model, not a curated record. NCBI's taxonomy places the organism in Eukaryota, Fungi, Basidiomycota, Agaricomycetes, Boletales, Serpulaceae. Bases 178 to 1194 code for a protein of 338 amino acids. The transcript has 5 exons.